ACUGCGUCGCCCACUAAGCGAGCAUAACAUCGCCUUGGAUUCAAGAGCCUCUUCGCCUGUGUGUGGAAGACCUGGCUCCCACACUUGCCCCCACCUGUAAUGAGGACCCUGUUCAUAAACGGAGCUGUCUAUUCACCACUUCUCUGGGUCUAAGGAUGUCCCGGGAUUUGAGAAAAGGCGGCUGAUUGUACACGGAGUCCCAGGAUGCUGGCGACAAGGGGCAAGCGGCCUGUUAGCUUGGAGGAGUGCUUACCUAUUCAUUUUCUGGGAAUCACCGUGUUAGUGGGGAAGUUGUUAGGCUUCCUCCUUUCUCGGUACCCUUGAACUUCAUCCCUACAACCCUGAACCCGCAGCACCCUACAAACCCGGCUCCAGCCGGCCUGCUCCGGAAAACAGGCGUCACUGCCCCCCAUUUGCUUCGGACUUGGCUCAGCCGCCCCCUAAACGCCAGCGGCCGUUUGAACCUGCUUGUCCCCCACCCUCGGCGGGCGGGGCGGACUCACUCGCACUCCCUCCCGGCCCUGCCCGCCUGCUUCUCCCGCCCGGGACGCGCCUCCCUCCUGCAACCCAGUCCUGUGAGCCCGGCGUCUCCGCUGCCUCCUGCUCCCGCCUGGCCGGAUCCGAUCCGAACCCGAGCAUGGAACCGGGACAGCCCCGGGAGGCCCGCGAACCCGGGCCAGGGGCAGAGACCGCCGCGGCGCCGCGCUGGGAGGAUGCCAAGACUUUCUAUGACAAUCUCUCGCCCAAGAAGAAACCCAAAUCGCCAAAGCCUCAGAACGCAGUAACCAUCGCUGUGUCCUCCAGAGCCUUGUUCCGCAUGGAUGAGGAGCAGAGGAUUUACACGGAGCAGGGUGUAGAGGAAUAUGUACGCUACCAGCUGGAGCAUGAGAACGAGCCCUUCAGCCCUGGACCAGCCUUCCCCUUUGUGAAGGCCCUGGAGGCUGUGAACAAGCGGCUUCGGGAGCUGUAUCCUGAUAGCGAGGAUGUUUUUGACAUUGUCCUCAUGACCAACAAUCAUGCUCAAGUGGGAGUCCGUCUCAUCAACAGUAUCAACCACUAUGACCUGUUCAUUGAGCGAUUCUGCAUGACAGGUGGGAACAGCCCCAUCUGCUACCUCAAGGCCUAUCACACUAACCUCUACCUGUCAGCUGAUUCGGAAAAAGUGCGGGAAGCCAUUGAUGCAGGAAUUGCAGCUGCCACCAUCUUCAGCCCCAGCAGGGACAUAGUUGUUUCCCAGAAUCAACUCCGCGUGGCCUUUGAUGGGGACGCAGUUCUCUUCUCUGAUGAAUCCGAGCGCAUCGUCAAGGCCCACGGGCUGGACAGAUUCUUCGAGCAUGAGAAGGCCCAUGAGAACAAACCUUUGGCACAGGGCCCCCUAAAAGGCUUUCUGGAAGCACUGGGUAGACUGCAGAAGAAAUUCUACUCGAAAGGUCUGCGGCUGGAGUGCCCAAUUCGCACUUACUUGGUGACAGCGCGCAGCGCAGCCAGUUCUGGGGCCCGGGCCCUCAAGACCCUGCGCAGCUGGGGCCUGGAGACAGAUGAGGCCUUAUUCCUAGCCGGAGCACCCAAGGGCCCCCUUCUUGAGAAGAUCCGCCCACACAUCUUCUUUGAUGACCAGAUGUUCCAUGUGGCUGGGGCUCAGGAGAUGGGCACAGUGGCUGCCCAUGUGCCUUAUGGUGUGGCCCAGACACCCCGGCGGGCUGUUCCUGCUGCUGCUGCUGCUGCUGCUAAGCAGACUUUAGGUUCACAGUAGCUAAGUCACCUUGCUCCAGGCAACCCAUCACACUUCCAGACCUCAUCUGGUGAACUUUCCUGGUUCCUCACGGUCCACCCUCCUGCUUGCCGUCCUUUUCCCUCUGCUCAGGUACUCCAAGGAACUUAGGAAGACUGGGCCAGAAUUCUCCAAGUCCUUGCUAGCCAAACACUGCUGUGAUCCUGGCUAGGGAAGCAGGGCUCUGCAGGUUAGCUUGAGUGUCCUGGAGGAAUGGGUGGGUCAGAGAAGCCAGAAUGUCAAGGGCUUGGGAUGGAAACUGCCGCAUGUAGUGCAGAGAACACAGUGUGAGAGAGGGUGGAUUUGGCAUCUAAAGCAGACAGACCUGGCAUAGACUGCAUGACUUAAGUCCCUCUUUUUCAUAAGCCUCAGUUUACCCCUCUCCCUUUUAGGUGGUUUCCAAGCUUGGUUUUACAAGAUUAUGCCCCAAAUGAAUCAUCCUGUGCUGGGGCUGCUAGUACCUAUGGCACCUAUGUAGAUUACAAGAUGACAUUCUGUCUAGGUGAAUGAAUGACAAAACGAUGGCCCUUCCUCUGGCCUAAGCCUGGGCAUAGGCUAGAUUCCAGCCCUUCGCCCCUCAGCCCAUCAAAUGGGAAAUAUGCACAGUUCUGUACAGCAGCCCUGCCUGGUUUUUUUUUUCCAUAUCUUGCUGCACAGGAUAACCUGCUCUUUCCUGUGAUUUGCUAACCUGGGCCAUGGAUCAUCAGCUGCCGGGUGAAAGGUUUGGGGAAAGAAAAGAGAGGAAUGUAGCCCACAUGCAAAUUCUCCUCUAGCCAGUAGGGGGGCACUGAAGGCUCUAGCUGGAGUGGGCUUUAGUGGCUUACCAACCCUGGGUUGCCUUCAGUUUUUAGGGAAAGUUCAGUAGUUCUGCCUGCCAAACUCCUCACCUCAGUCCUGGGUCAUCAGUCACUGCCACCUGCCAUGCUGUAAGGAAGCCCUCCCAGCAUCAAAAGAGAGCUCUAGACCCAAAGCUGGAGAAAGCACAGGCCCUAAAGUGAGUGGUUGUCCAGGCUGAGUCUGAGGGCAAGCUGCUGCAGGGAGACGUGGGAAGUGUCAGGUGUGAUCUGAUCUAAGACGCUAAGGACGUGAUGGCUUAGAGAGGAACGAGUUGAACGUGUACCAGCAUGAGUCUACUGUGGAUUGGGGAAAGCCAGUCAGAACUACCCUGGAGGUGAUGAGCUGUCACUGAGGUGCUGUGCAAAGGAUUCUGGGAUGGGCUGAGCUCCCUGAGAGGUACCAAUGAUGACUCCACCUUUGCACGAAUCCAUGCAGCCCUUUCUUCUCCACAUGGCGAGUGAUGGUCACUUCCUCCUUUGCUAAGCAGCCCAGGCAUUCAGAGGAAAGGCGGGAGAACAGAUGGUUGGUCCCCUAGGAAGAAGGGGCAAGCAGACAUGUAUUCAUGCACUGAGUCCCUGGCUCCCACAGGGAUGCCAGCAAUGAGGAAACCCAAAGCAUCAUCAGGGGGCCAGGAGAGGAGCCUGGAUAUUGAAGGGCGACCAGAGACUCUAACCUCUGUCCGUCUAGGCAUUUGACUCAAGAUCUGAAUAAGUUCAUGUUCUGGACAGUGUGUCUCUGGAUAACAGCUGCAGGAAGGAGGACAAAGAAGACUCAGGAGCUCCUGGAAAUGAGUUCCAGCUUGGGCCAAAUGAGAAAUACGGGGCUGAGCAUGCAUCUGUGUCUGCAGCGUGAGGACACUGUUCCUGUCUGUGUCUGCAGCAUGAGGACACUGUUCCUGUCUGUGUCUGCAGCGUGAGGACACUGUUCCUGGAAGACAGAGAUGAAUGUGAAGUAGACAAAGCUGCUUUAUGGAGCCAUUAACAUUGCUGCACCCAGGAGGGCAAGACACCAAGGUAAUUUUGCACAGGGUCAUCAUUAUAGCCAGGACCCUUGUGGCCAGCAGAGGAGGCCUCAGGGUAGAACCAAGUCUGGAAGGGGCUUCCUUCAUGCCUGGUCAGAGAUGUUGUGUGACCUAAGAACAGCUGCAAGGAAAUGAAGAGCAGGUGAGAGAAGAAGCUUAGUCUCAGGGCACUCUCCAUCUUCACCAGAUCACACAGUAAGUAGCCUUCUGCCAUGAGGCCAUAGUCACCCCCUUGAAGGGUACCCACCCAGGCUCCCGGUCAGUGGUCACAAGCUUGUAAAGAUGUGUAAAGUACAAGCUCACAGAGGGUCUUUAGGCUACCCAGCCAGAAAAGGCCUGUGUACUGUGAAAACAGCACCAGAUGUUGCCAAAUUUGGGUGCUGAGAUGCAUGAGGUCUAGUGACCAGGGCCUGGUCAUGAAUACUGCAAACCCUUCCAGGUCUCUCAGGAAACAGGAAUGCUACCAUGCCAGAAGCAAGAAGAUAAGGUGCGGUAAGAGGCUGUGGGCUUCACUGGAGACACCAUGAGUGGCUACAGACAGCCCUGGGCAGUGCAGAAAUGUCCAAAUUCUAUUACUGAAACCAAAAAUGAGCAUCUCAAGCCUGGACAAAAGCUUUUGGAGCUGGAAUAAAAGGCCAGAAGUCCUGGGGGCAGGCUCCAGCUGCGGCCAGACAGUCCUCCUGAUGGACUCAAGGGCCUGAAGAGGAGCCUGGCAGCACGAAACAUUGUUUAUUGUGUUACCAGAGGAUUUGAAAACCAGCUGAGCAUCAGAGCUGCAGGCCCAGCCUCAGACUGCAGCACUGGGACAGAAGAAUCAACUGCUCCCAGAACACUGGACCCCUUUAGCUGGAAGCACCACAUCCCUAGGUCUGGCAGAACACUCUUAGGAAGUGCUUGCCAACAGAGUCCCAGGCCCCGUGGAACCUGCCAGUCAACCAGCGGAACAGUAGCUCUGUUUGUUGUUGAGCAUGGAGACUGCUAAGAUCACUACAGAACUCCCUUCGGGGGAGGGAGAUGCAGCUGGGCAUCUGGCUCAGUCAGUAGAGUGCUUGCCUACUGGAUGCAAAAGCCUGGAUUCAACCCUCAGCGUGACGUCAGCUAGGUAUGAUGGUGCACACCUAUGAUUCCAACACUGGGGAGAUGGAGGCAGGAGUAGUCAGAAGGUAAAGGUGAUCCUCAGCUAUGUAGCCAGUCCAGGGCCAGCGCUGUGGUCCGUGUCUACCCUCUUGAGGUAUCCUGGACAUACUGAUGUGGGCAGCUAGUGUAACUUGCUCAAAGUCACCCAGGUAGUAGGUGGCAGUGCUGGGACAGUCUGAUGCUGGGACCUGAAUGUCCAUCAUUUUCCAUAUAGUGUCAAGAGAAGCUCCAUUCUGAGGUCUUCACUGGAAGAACUCACCUGAAGCUGGCUUGUUAAAAAGCUGGGACACACUUGAGAGGGCACAUUGUGCUUAGAGCAUCCUGACUACCAGUGGUUUAAAUUAGACCCAGACGUGUGCAGUCCCACUAAACUGCUUUUGAACAACUUCAAGCUAUGUGAAACUCAGGUUGCAGAUCUUUGAGUUGAGCUAAUAAAGGGUUUGGCUGUCUAAGGACUCUGAGGUCAGGUUGGAUCCAUUGCCUGUUGUUGUAAAGAAACGUCUGUUGUUUUAAACAUCGUGGCCAUUGGUUUAUAGAUGCAUUGCAGCAGCAGAAUUUAAUGGUACCAACAGAAACUCCAAAGCCAAGAGAAUACCUACUAUCUAACCCAGAAUGUCUGUUGACCCUGGACCAAAGCAAACACUCCUGCCCACUGGGACAAACAAGGUUACAUCCUCCUAAGCAUCUAAGGACAGGUGUUGGCUCCAUGGCUAAGGGGGAGAAGAGAUAGGGACUUAAUGACUAUCUAACCCUUUCCUGACAGUCAAGGAUUUAAAAUCCCAAGUACUGUAAUUUGCAGUUUGCUUGAUUCAUAAAUUUGACACCAGUCAUACUGAAUUCACCCUCUCAAGCUGAUGGGUGAGAGACCAGGAACAGGACCUUGGCUACAGGUGGCCUUGCUGGCUCUUCAGCACCCAUCUCUACAGCUGUGGUCUCGGCUCUCCAUUGGCCUCAUGGGGUCUCUUGAGCCCUGGUAAGCGGAUGGCUGUGAAACGUAGGCUUGGCAUAAAGUGAAGCGUCCAGUGUUGACUCCAGCCCCUCAGAUCUAGUGAGUCAUCUUCACUUGCUCUCUGAAAACAAGUUCUUAAGGGUUCCGGAAGGCUUUGGCUCAGAAGUUGUUGAUGGAGUGAAAAGUCGGAUUAAAAGGUGGACGUUUCCUCCAAGUAUGAGGUGCAAGCCACAAAGCCACCCUUACAAUGGAAGAUUUCAGAAUCCAUUACAAACACAGCAAGCUGUCUCACCUACUGCCAUGGUUGACGUCACCAUCCCAUCAUGAUAGUCCCCUUUACAAAGAAAGCCCAGGCUUGGCCUCAGAUUCUUCAUGCAGCAUUUCAGACAGCCUGUCCCAGCUGGGGGUGGUAUGAAGGAUUGAUUUCCAGCAGGCAGGCAUGGUCCUUGAUGUUCCUUCUCUGGUCUAUGGUGCAGCUACAAGGGUGCCAGCGUCUCACUGUCUCCAGCAGAAUCUGAUGAUGAUGAAGAGGAGGAGGACCAACCCCAAGGAUAGCAGCUUCACUGAGCCGGUACCAGAGACAGUGUUCCGGGUUCUGCCCUUAAGGCAAGGUGCAGAAACCUCUCUUGCCAGUAGGUGGCAAUGCAGACUAGCAUCGGCUGUGCCUGUAGUUUAUGGUUAACUUUUCUGUCCUUCCACGCUACCGCUACCGAUUACUGUGCUGGGUUCUCCUAAGGACUUCAGGUGCUCUGACAAUGUUUGUGAAACAUCUCUGUAUGAUGAGCCAGCCGAUGGUGGCUCCCACCGAAAACCACUGUGAUAGUGUAUGGGGAAACACCUGCGACCACGAACCACUAUACAGAUUGAGUACAGGUUUAUGGGUGUGAGUGAUGGCCCAGACUUCUCUGCUGAUGACUCUGUGUGUGCACACAUGUAUGUGUGUCUGGGUGUCUGGGUGUACCACACACACUUGCAAUCUUGGCCUUGGCGUGUGUACAGAUGGUUGUCUCUGUUAUCCGAGGAUGCUGGGCCGCACAGGUGAUUACCAGCAUCACCCCUUGGAACUGGUCCUGGCAACCCCAUCAUCUCACGGGCAUGCUGCUAACUGUUCCCAUCAUCUCAUGAGUACAGCAUGUGCCUCACCUGAGGGCCACGGAGGCCAGAUCUCUCAGUCUUUCUCUGGUUUUCUGCUUAUGUUCCAUUUCUGUUGCCUCUGAACUCUGUCUCCUACCCCUGUGGCUCUGCAGCUUUGGGGAGGAAGUGGCAGAAAAGACCCCAACUGACUCAGUCUCCACACAUCUCUUCCCUCUUCUAACAGAGCCAGGGUUAAUAUGGUCCGAUUAGGAGCUAAAGGCCACAGCUAGGCAAGCCGACUUUCUUCCUGGCCUCCUGGUUGUUUGGUUUGUUUGUUUUUUUCAAGACAGGGUUUCUCUGUGUAGUUU
Molecule: messenger RNA, 7157 nt
Organism: Onychomys torridus (southern grasshopper mouse)
Lineage: Eukaryota; Metazoa; Chordata; Mammalia; Rodentia; Cricetidae
Gene: Nt5c1a
Product: 5'-nucleotidase, cytosolic IA
Exons: 6
Coding region: 638-1753 (371 amino acids)
Biological process (GO): adenosine metabolic process; nucleotide metabolic process
Cellular component (GO): cytosol; cytoplasm
Molecular function (GO): magnesium ion binding; 5'-nucleotidase activity; nucleotide binding
Source: RefSeq, a predicted model, not a curated record